AAGGCCUCAUAUACAGUGACCGUUGAUGUUUUAUCAUCUCCUUCCCGCGUUUCUUCAAUCCUCUGACCUUUCUCUCUCUUCAUUUCAGAUGGAUCAAGCAACUCCCAGUUCAGCCAUUGCUAAAAGAAAGCUAGUUACACGAUUCCUCAAAUCAAAACAAACCAAACCCACCAUCUGCAAUACCAAUGUUCAUCAUCAAGAACCCAAACACAGAGAAAACCCAGACGAAAACAAGAAAGAAGAUGAAGCAAUUGAACGGAACAGAGCAACAAUGGCGGAAGCAUUCAUCACAGAGCUUUUUGCAACCGUCUCAGCCCUUAAAGCAGCCUAUGCAGAGUUUCAACUAGCUCAGUUUCCUUACAAUCAAAACUCCAUCCAAUCUGCAGACGAGUUAGUAGUUCAACAAUUUCAAACAGUUUCAGACAUGAAACAGAGUUUCCUCACCAAACAGAUUGAAUACACAAAUCCCCAAUUCACUCUCAUCAAAGCAGAGAUUCUGGAGAUGCAGAGUUUGAUAAAGAUGUACAAGAUCACAAUAAAGAAGCUUCAACUCGAGUCUGAAAAUAAAGAUAAGGAAAGUCUCAAUCUUAGAACAGAACUCGAUCAAAUCAUUUCAAACAAUAAGUUAAUGGAGAAGAAGCUGAGUUCUAUCGGGCAAUAUUCAGUAAUGGACACGAUAAACUCACCGAAUCUGAAUUUGAAUGCUUUCAGUAUAAGCCUACAGUAUACAGUUCGAUCGAUUCGGAAUUUCGUCAAACAAAUGGUAUGCGAAAUGGAAUCAGUGAAAUGGGAUAUUGAAGCUGCAGCCAGAUCAAUUUCAUCUCCCCAAAUUACAUUCAGGAAUCCUAAUGACAUAUGUUUCUCUUUCGAAUCAUUUGUUUCUGGACAAAUGUUCGAAAGAUUCAAUCUUCCCCAUUUUGAUCUACUAAAAAACGAAACAACGGUGGUGGGUUACAAUUGGCGUGAUCAGAUCAUGAAAUUGAAGUCAUCAAAUCCAAUUCAGUUUCUAAAACACAAUCCCAAGUCAUUGUUUGGAAAAUUCAUCAGGAAGAAAUACCUUAAAGUGGUUCAUAGCAAAAUGGAGAUUUCAUUUUUUGGUAAUCCGAGGCAGCGUAGACAGAUUAGCUCCGGUGAGUUACCGGAUAACGAGUUAUUCGAAUCGUUUGCAGAAAUGGCGAGGCGGGUAUGGCUUCUUCAUUGUUUGGCGUUUGCGUUUGGUUCAGAGGUGAGCGUUUUUCAGGUUGAAAGAGGAUGUAGGUUUACGGAGAUGUAUAUGGAGAGCGUUACGGACGAUGCGUUCACCGCUGACGGUUGUUUGACGGUGGGUUUGACGGUGGAACCUGGGUUUAGAAUUGGGAAGAAUGUUAUACAGAGUCAAGUUUACGUUUCUCUGUGAUCGCCGGCGAUUGUGGCGGUUUUUCCGGUGCGGCGGUAAAAGGACAAUAUUUAGGUCGGCGACUAAAGCUGUUUUUUAUUGUUUUGUUUUGUUUUAUGUGAUAAAGCAUUAUGCAAUAAAAGAAUAAAAUUUGCUUUAUAUGGGCCUUAAAUAAUUUUAAAUCCAUAAAUGGAUCUUUCAGCCCAUGUUGCAUAAAUUAUUCUGAAUUUUAAAGUACACAAACUCUUUACUAUUU
Impatiens glandulifera is the source of this 1631-nucleotide messenger RNA. Its product is annotated as protein GRAVITROPIC IN THE LIGHT 1-like. The coding region runs from base 26 to 1396 and encodes 456 amino acids. The transcript has a single exon. The record is from RefSeq and is a predicted model, not a curated record. Gene Ontology annotation, biological process: negative gravitropism; response to red or far red light. NCBI's taxonomy places the organism in Eukaryota, Viridiplantae, Streptophyta, Magnoliopsida, Ericales, Balsaminaceae.